AUUGAUACGUAUUUCUACGUCGUAAAGGACCGUCAUGACCCGACUUUCGCUUUUAAAGAAAUUAACCGUGUGUGCAGUGUGCAUCCAUAACAUCAGAUGAACGCUAUCGAGAGAUCGCUGACAUGACCUCUCGCGUACCGUAAUAAGGAAGUGAAAUGGGUCAGGGUGAACUUACAGUAGGGCAAAAUCUGCGUUUCAAAAAUCCGAUUAGUCGGUUAUCUUCUUCGGAAGAUAAUUGUCAUACUAUACUCGAAACCAGGUUUUUCUGAGGACCAAUUUUCUGUUCACAGAGGCCUAACUCACAAGAGUGUAGCUCGUUUUCUCUGAAAAGUAUAGCAAAAAGAAAAGUGAGAUAACUUGGUCUAGAUUGUGUGUGACUUCAAGGAAGAAAAGACUCCAACAUGUCUCGUUCUUCUGUAGUAAGCGUCUGCUUUUUCCUCGCCAUCGGAAUUCAUUUGAGCUAUGGCUGGUUAUUCUCGGACUGGCUGUCCAGAUGCUACGACAGCCCGCCGGUUGGCUGUUUCCCUACUUCACACCCCUACAACAACUCCGGCAGUCUGGGCCCGCAGAGUCCCAGCCGGCAGCAAAUCAGGUUCCAUUUGAGACAGCGGGGUCAACGCCGGCAAAGUUUCGGUUAUAACAACGCUAGAACGGUGCUUCAGCGGAAGUACAACCCAAGCCACAAAACUGUGGUUAUCGUCCACGGAUACCUGGAGUCCGCCCGGUCCGCAUGGGUGGUAGACAUGGCUCAUGCAAUCCUAAAUAGAGAGGAGGCCAACGUGAUCGUGGUAGACUGGAGGAAAGGUGCCCGUAGCCUGGUGUACCCAUUGAGUGUAGCCAACACAAGGGUGGUCGGCGCAGUGUUGGCGCUGGUGCUCCAGGAAUUGGUGUCUCUGGGAGGUGACCUAUCCACGUUUCACAUAAUUGGCUUUAGUCUGGGAGCGCAUGUCGCGGGCUAUGCAGGCGAGAGGCUGCCUGGUUUGGGAAGAAUAACAGGUCUUGAGGAACCACUUGGAACUGUGGACUUCUACCUGAACCGAGGAAUGGAACAGCCAGGAUGUGGAUCGACCUUGUUGGGCAGAUUUGCUGCGGCCAUACAGCAAAGUAGAGACUUUAGUGCCUUCUCGAGGGAGUUCGCGUGCUCCCACAGCCGAGCCUACCUCUUCUAUAUCUCCACCAUCAGCAACAAUGUCUGUGAGUUCCCCGUGCAGACCUGUUCUACAGUGGCCAGCGUCCUCUCACGUGGCUGUCAGGCAUGCCAGUGCCCCAACUGCCCCACUCCGGGGUAUGGGUAUGAGGCUUCGGGUGACAGAACGCUCGCCAGUAGACUUUUCAACGUGGAGACAACAUCAAGUGCGCCUUACUGUGCUGACUGAAUGAGCGUCGGAUUGCCUGAACUUCUGUAGGACCUGUCAGAGAAUGAUAAUCGAGACUUGGCUACCCACAUGUCCAAAGGGACAGGCGUGUGGCCUUUUGAAGUUGACCUGCUUCAUGAAAGCUUUUUAACACCUGUUGUUGGUAGUAUUUCUGUUUUUAUAAUGUGUGUCUUUCAUGGUUUGUACAUGAUUACGUGUUUUGAAAAAA
Messenger RNA from Aplysia californica (California sea hare), 1584 nucleotides. RefSeq names its product pancreatic triacylglycerol lipase. NCBI's taxonomy places the organism in Eukaryota, Metazoa, Mollusca, Gastropoda, Aplysiida, Aplysiidae. Gene Ontology annotation, molecular function: lipase activity. The record is from RefSeq and is a predicted model, not a curated record. Gene Ontology annotation, biological process: lipid metabolic process.